Molecule: messenger RNA, 1257 nt
Organism: Pieris brassicae (large cabbage white)
Lineage: Eukaryota; Metazoa; Arthropoda; Insecta; Lepidoptera; Pieridae
Product: NADH dehydrogenase [ubiquinone] iron-sulfur protein 3, mitochondrial-like
Exons: 1
Coding region: 1-804 (267 amino acids)
Molecular function (GO): NADH dehydrogenase (ubiquinone) activity
Source: RefSeq, a predicted model, not a curated record
AUGAACAGACUAGCGCCUUUAUUUUUCCAAGUUUCUAAAACACUAUUCAAACGUAGGAUCCAUUUGAACAAUCGAAUAUUAAACAAAUGUGAAGGGGAAGGAGACGUACAGAUUGGUAAUCCAUUCUGUCUGAAACCAAUAGAGUAUGAAGCUCGUACAUUACGUAAGCACGACAAUGAUCGGCGACAAAGGCUCUACGAGUUCGGCUUAUAUGUAGCUGCCUGUAUGCCCAAGUACGUGCAAAAAAUUCAAAUGCAGCAUACCGAUGAACUAGAAAUACUUAUCGCUCCGGAAGGAUUCCACCCAGUCCUAAGCUUUCUUAAACUUCACCAUAACGCUUGCUUCAGUACAGUAUCAGCUGCAACUGCUAUAGAUGUGCCUAGUAGAGAAUUUCGAUUUGAAGUAGCCUACACUGUUCGUAGUCUGAGAUUCGCAGAAUUUGUUAGAGUUAAGACGUACACAGAUGAGCUUACACCUCUAGAAUCUGCGUAUUCAUUGUGGCAUGGUGUAAAUUGGUUUGAAAGAGAAAUAUAUGAUAUGUUUGGCAUAAUAUUCAUAAAUCACCCGGAUCUUCGAAGAAUUUUGACCGAUUACGGGUUUCAAGGGCAUCCUCUGAGGAAAGACUUUCCUUUAACUGGUUAUAUUGAGGUUCGCUAUGAUGAUGAACUUAAAAAGCUAGUCUAUGAACCAGUCGAGUAUGCGCAAGAAUUCCGAAAAUAUCAAUUAGAAUCGCCUUGGAAUUAUAUGAAAAACUUUCACGAGGGUUAUAAUGAUGAAAAACCUGCGAAACAAAAAAAUAAGUGAUAAAUGUAAUAAUACAGGGAUAACAUAACCAUGAUUAAUAUUUACAGAAAAACUUAAGAUCUUAUCACGAAAUAAAAAUUAUUCUAAAAUUAAAAAAAAUCUUGCUGUUGCGGUCGCUAAUCUGUUGAGAACACCCAGAGCAAUCCCCAUAUAGUACGCAAAUGUAUAGAAUAUAAUUGCACUAGGUAGUUACAUUAAUCUUCAAGGGACCCAUGGUCUAAUUGGAUAUUUGAUUUAGAGUGCAAUAUCAUUCACUCGCAUUUCUAUAAUAUGUAAAAAGGCAUAUAUGGAUUGUGUGGUUUAGACAAAUAGUGCAUUUGACAUUGUAUGGAAAAUUCCACGGUUUGUAGCAAUUGACUGCCGUUAAUAGAGUUGUCGAUAACAUUAUUUAUAAAGGUACAUUAUUAACUUCCAAGGGCUGGAUAUUUUAAAAUAUUUGCUAUAAAUUUAAUA